This is a messenger RNA of Mya arenaria, 1412 nucleotides long. Its product is annotated as alpha-tocopherol transfer protein-like. The record is from RefSeq and is a predicted model, not a curated record. Gene Ontology annotation, molecular function: phosphatidylinositol bisphosphate binding. Gene Ontology annotation, cellular component: membrane. The transcript has 8 exons. Lineage: Eukaryota; Metazoa; Mollusca; Bivalvia; Myida; Myidae. Bases 78 to 1049 code for a protein of 323 amino acids.
CAAAUACAACAGGUCAAAAUCAAGCGCGUCGAUUAUCAAGCCUUGUAAAGGAAAUUAUAAAUCUCAAGGACAUUAUAAUGGCAAGUGAGGCAGGCGAUGAAAACUAUGUGAGCCCCCUGGAUGAGGCGAGUCAACAGAAAUGUCGGAACGAGUUGAACGAACGUAGUCCCGCCGAUACGUUGAUAGCGGUCCAGACGCUUAGGCAGUGGGUAAAAGAACAGGACUGGUUGAAAACUCCAACAGGCUAUGCAUUUUUGUUACGGUUUCUGCGUUUUCGGAAGUUCAGUCAACUUGAGGCUCGAAAAGCCCUGGAAAAGUUUUGGACAGUACGGACGGGGCGUCCCGAGUGGUUCACGGGCGGUGAUCCUGCAGAUCCCGUGCUGAACAAGGUCCUUAAAAUGGGAUUGAUCUGCAGUCCAAGACGGAGGGACAAGCAUGGACGCCGGGUUAUAUUUUCCAGACUCGCCGGAAUGGAUAUGGAGUACUUGAAACAGAUUGGCAUGAGUAAGGUGUACCAAGUUGUCACUCUCGUCUACGAUUGGUUGGUUUGGGAUGAGCACGUGCAAAUCGAGGGCGUUGUCACGGUGGUUGAUUACGAUGGGCUUACGAUGCAACUCGUGACCACUUUCUCAAAUAGAGAAUUUAAAAAAGAAUACAUGGAGUACUUUCAGAAAGCUCUUCCAAUUAGGUUGAAAUCGAUGAAUGCUUUCCACGAGCCGCCGUUUUUCGAUGCAGUAUGGGCGAUAUCGUCAGCGUUUAUGUCUCAGAAGCUGAAAGACAGGUUCCAUCUACACGGUAAGAGCCUUGUUAAAAUAUUCGAGGAGGUUGGCUACGAAUGCAUGCCAGACGAGUACUUGCCUGACGACUACGAGGGUCCAAGACUUGGGACCUGUGCGGACAUCAUCGAUGAAAUGAUUGAAGACCUGAAUAAACCAGAGUUCAUAAAGUAUAUACGAGACCUAUCUAGCGGUAAAUACGGCGUCGACAAGUCACGUGUCCCAGCACAGACAGAGGUUGUCGGGUCAUUCAGGAAGAUCAGCGCUGAUUAAUCAAUGUUUUGAAAUUCGGACACAAUGUAGUGUUGUUUUACUGCAUGUGGCAUAUAAAUGUAUUUCAGUGAUUUAAUAUUCUUAAUAUAUCGUAGAUCAGACUUACGUGAUGCAAAUGGUAUAUGUACAGUAAUCACUCAUUUGAACGUGAAGUUUGAAAUGUAGUUAUUUAUUUCGUGUUUUCAAAGGCCGAUGACCAAAUAAACUUUGGUUUUGUUGCCGUUUUUAAAUCCAUGUAUUUGUCUUUGUUUAUACAUGUAAUGCAUUGUAGAACGUCUUAAAACCGUUUUUUAAACCCCUGCAUCUUGUAGUUAUAAAUAUUUAGCUUUCUUGCCGACUAUAAAUAAAUGUUAUAUGUUCUUA